AUGUCUGAUCAAAUCAACCUCUCCAAGCCCCACCGUGCCAUUCGGGCUGGUGUCAUACUUGUUAAUGCGGAGACUGAAAUUCUGGAUGUAGCGCCAAUUGAUGUUUUCAACGCCAUUUCUACGAAAUUUGUGCACAAUUUCCCAGAAACCGUGUUGCCUGAUAACCUCCGAGCUCAAGCUCUCGACAUUGAAUUUCAUUGGGUCAAUGAAACGGGGGAACCAGCACACCUAACGGCUGGCGGACUUAUCAACGUAACGGCAAGGGACAGCUUCGCUACCUGCCCAUCUUUGGACAUAGUCCUCAUGGGCGCACAUGACUCCAAGUACACCCUCAACGAGGCAGAGCUUGAUUUCAUUAGAAAAAGCUUCAAUGAAUGUGAGGCCUUCAUCACCAUUUGCGGAGGAUUCUUGUCAGCCAUGCAAGCAGGUUUGCUUGAAGGGAGAACUGCCACUGGACCACGACCAUUCUUGGAAGGUCUCCGCCAGGCUGCUCCUGGAGUCAAAUGGGUCGAGAAGCGCUGGGCUAGGGACGGAAAAUUAUGGACAAGUGGUGCUUUGUUGAACGGAUUGGAUCUCACACGCGCGAUUGUCACAGAGUAUUGGGGUGGUAAAGACACGCUGGCGGAGUUUGCUUUGGCGCUUGGUGCCUAUCCGGUCAGAGACAUCAAUUACGCAGAUGUGGAAGGUAAUUUGUAG
Molecule: messenger RNA, 696 nt
Organism: Hyaloscypha bicolor E
Lineage: Eukaryota; Fungi; Ascomycota; Leotiomycetes; Helotiales; Hyaloscyphaceae
Product: class I glutamine amidotransferase-like protein
Exons: 3
Coding region: 1-696 (231 amino acids)
Source: RefSeq, a predicted model, not a curated record